Molecule: messenger RNA, 821 nt
Organism: Purpureocillium takamizusanense
Lineage: Eukaryota; Fungi; Ascomycota; Sordariomycetes; Hypocreales; Ophiocordycipitaceae
Gene: ATP18
Product: atp18 subunit J of the mitochondrial F1F0 ATP synthase
Exons: 4
Coding region: 123-317 (64 amino acids)
Biological process (GO): proton motive force-driven ATP synthesis
Molecular function (GO): proton transmembrane transporter activity
Source: RefSeq, a predicted model, not a curated record
CGGGGAGCGAGCUCUGCUUGGUGAAAAAGGCUCGUCUUGAAGACUUCGUCCCAGCAACCUCCACCCCUCCUCGCCACAUCAACCCAAUUGCGACCCGCGCGACACCCACAAACUCGCCCAUCAUGUCUUGGCUCGGCGUCGCUCCCUUCAAGAAGUUCCCGGCUCCUUUCUUGAAGCCGAUGGCCCCCUUCUUUGCUGCUGGUCUGAUUAUCGCCUACGGCGCCAACUCUGCCCAGAACGCCAUGAUGGCCUCCGACGAGUGGAAGAACGACCCUCGCAACCCCAACGCCAAGACUGCCGGCACCGGCGGUCACUAAGGUUCUCGGACUGUGAGGUGGAAGGUGAAGACGGAGCGGCAUGGAGUUCAUCGGAGAGCGAGCAUAUUCGGCCGACCCCAAGGAUGCCGUCGCCGAAAGGGAAACCGUCUGGGAUGAUACUGUACCAUAGACUCGCAUUCGGGGGCUGAAUAGACCUUGUUGCAACGCGCAAUUCCCGUACCACGAUUUGACGGGCCGCCAUGCGAAAAUGCGUGUGACAUGGUCAGAUGGCGUUUCUGCUUUGUUGUCGCUGGCUGUGGGUUUGUGCAAGAAGAUGUCAUGGGGACUUUCCAGCGGCAUGUCUGAGCGACCCUUUUACGCACAAUCCUUCUUCAAGAAUGCCUACAAGACUAUGUGACGGAUUGCGUAUGAAUCUUCGAGGCCCAUAUUUGACGAAUCAUGAAGGCAGAGGGCCGCUCGCUACCAAGGACCACCGGUUCAAUAAUAAGAUAGCCAUGCUGUUGCGGGCGUUGGUUCUAUCGGCGGUGGAGCUUCGGCCAGUCA